AUGGCGUCAUCGAUCGCCGCUGGAAAUAGUCGCAGCGUACGCAGCGCCAGUACCCGCGCUUCAGCCUCUCACACCAAUCGCCCUCGCAGACCGCGUGAUCGCCAUGCGUUGGCGCUAGAGAGCAUCCGCCACUUCCUCAAGGCGAGGAGUACCUACGACGUGCUUCCUGUCAGCUUCAGGCUCAUCGUACUGGACACUCAACUCGUCGUUGGUCCUGCGCUUGAUGUUAUCAGCGUCAAGCCGGGUUUCGCGGGCAUGCUGACAGUCAACGACAUAAUCCACUUGAUCCAGUACUAUUACCACCACUCCUCCUACGAGACAGCAAAGGCGGAAGUUGAGUCCUUCAGGCUUGAAGGGCUGAGGGACAUCGAAGCCAAGCUUGCUGUCCCUCCCCCGCCACUCCUUUCCUGCCACCCACUGCGGCCUCUUUUCGAAGCCUGCCAGCUGCUGAUGAAGACCCACGCCCGCCGUCUACCGCUGCUGGACCACGACGAGCAGACGGGCAUUGAGACGGUGGUUAGCGUGCUGACACAGUACCGUGUACUCAAGUUCAUUGCGAUGAAUUGUCGAGAGACGGCCUCGUUGCACCGGUCAUUGAGAUACUUGGACCUGGGGACGUUCGUGGCGAGCGUCAAGACGGGCCCAGCAUCCUUGUCCACUUCCCUACCCAAUCCGACACCUGGCCCUACUUCAAUUCCGCGCACCACCUCCCCAUCCUCCCCAUCGACGAACCCACACCACCCCCUCUACACCGCGACCCUCAACACAACCGUAUUUGACGUAGUCCACAUGUUCUCGGAGCACGGUAUUUCCGCGGUGCCCAUCCUGGACGAAGAGGGUUACGCAGUGGACAUGUACGAAUCCGUCGAUGUCAUCACCCUCGUCCGGUCGGGAGCGUAUCAGAGCUUGGAUCUCACCAUCAGGCAGGCAUUGGAGAGGAGACCAGCGGACUUCCCAGGAGUUUAUGCUUGCUCCCCAGAAGACUCCGUGGCGAAUAUCUUUGCGCUGCUGAGAAAGAAGAGGGUGCAUCGCUUGCUCAUCGUGGAGCCGGAUGAGGAGCCGGAGGAUGCAGCGCCCCUACCUACGCGCGGCAGGCUUGUGGGUAUCUUGGCCCUAUCUGAUCUGCUGAGGCAUAUCAUCGGGAUGGACGCAACUGCGGAUACAAGCUUGGGUAGCAGCGCUGUAGCGGAUGAGACGGUGGUUGAGACGCCGAUGAUGGAGCACAUGCCCUCUCUAGCGGCUAGUGCUGAGCGGGUAAAGAGGGAGGGCGCGGAGGUGAAGGAGGGACAGGAGGAUGAUGGGAUGGAGCCGUAG
Molecule: messenger RNA, 1314 nt
Organism: Jaminaea rosea
Lineage: Eukaryota; Fungi; Basidiomycota; Exobasidiomycetes; Microstromatales
Product: CBS-domain-containing protein
Exons: 5
Coding region: 1-1314 (437 amino acids)
Source: RefSeq, a predicted model, not a curated record